This is a messenger RNA of Penicillium subrubescens, 339 nucleotides long. RefSeq lists its product as uncharacterized. Bases 1 to 339 code for a protein of 112 amino acids. Lineage: Eukaryota; Fungi; Ascomycota; Eurotiomycetes; Eurotiales; Aspergillaceae. The transcript has a single exon. The record is from RefSeq and is a predicted model, not a curated record.
AUGCCUUUCAAAUCCAGUCAAGCUGGACGAAAAGGGUCCGAUAGAAAACCGAUACAGAAAGACGCCGUCAUUGAGACCGCAGACCAAGACCAAGCACCGGGCGCUUCUACCAUCGAUAGGGAGAUUCUGGAAAGGAUUCAAAAAUGCCUCGAUCGAGCUCAUCACGCCAACUUGUCCGAGUUGGAAGCAAAGGCUGCCUGCCCUAUUCGUCUCCCAAAAACUUAUGAGCCAACACAAUGUGACACAAGCGGAUCUUUUGGCCAGCGACGGAAGCAACAGCAAGGCUUCGUUUGGCGGACACAGCAAGGUCCGUAUCACAAAGACCGGUGGCUCAGAUAA